This is a messenger RNA of Lindgomyces ingoldianus, 1556 nucleotides long. RefSeq names its product mRNA-capping enzyme subunit alpha. Gene Ontology annotation, biological process: 7-methylguanosine mRNA capping. Gene Ontology annotation, molecular function: ATP binding; mRNA guanylyltransferase activity. Gene Ontology annotation, cellular component: mRNA capping enzyme complex. The record is from RefSeq and is a predicted model, not a curated record. NCBI's taxonomy places the organism in Eukaryota, Fungi, Ascomycota, Dothideomycetes, Pleosporales, Lindgomycetaceae. The transcript has a single exon. Bases 92 to 1336 code for a protein of 414 amino acids.
GGUUGACUUGCACCGUUUAACCUGGGGAUGCCCACGCAUCUCCGCCCGUCUCCAGUGCCAGUCGCCAGUCUAUCUUGGCCCGCUUCCCAAAAUGCACUCCUCCGUUCCUCCCCAAAUCCCCGGCCAGCUUGUCGACCGCCACGAGACGGAAGAGCUCCGAGGCGUCGUUGCAAACCUUCUCGAUCGCGAUACCCUGCGCUUUCCUGGCGCACAGCCAGUUUCCUUCGCUCGCGAGCACAUGGCCGAACUUCAGCGCGCUGAAUAUUUCAUGUGCGAAAAGACGGAUGGGAUCCGCUGUCUACUGUUCCUCUUCUACCGCGAGAAUGAACAAGGUUUCACACCCGCCACCUUCCUCAUCGACCGCAAGAACAACUAUUAUGAAGUGUUUCCCCCAUUGCGCUUUCCGCACCACCAGUUUCCACUUGAUGAGGACAAGUUUCUAUUUGGCACCAUUCUGGACGGCGAGUUAGUUCACGACCGCGUACCGGGACAGCCGAAACCCCGCCUCAUAUUUUACGUCUUCGAUUGUCUAGUCAUCGACAACCAGAACUAUACUGCCAAGCCAUUGGAUCGGAGAAUAGGGUACAUGAAGCAGAUAGUGUUUAAUCCGUACCAUGCUUGGCUACAACGACACCCGGCACACGUCGCCCAGGACCCCUUCCGCGUGAAAGAGAAGCAGGUCUAUCCCCCGUACCACGUCAAGAACAUGUUCGAUCACGUUCUUCCAAAUCUGCCGCAUGGGAACGAUGGCCUGGUAUUCACCUGUAAGAGCACGCGCUAUAUGUUCGGCACCGACAAGCAUAUUCUCAAAUGGAAGCCGCCACGGGAAAACACAAUCGACUUCAAGCUUCGACUGGGCAACUUCCCCACGUUCGACCCUGAAGAUGGAGAGGAUGGCUUGAUUCCGGAUUACGACGCCAUGCCGGAUCGCUUUCAACUCCUAGUACAGCACAAUCAAAACCAGUACCAGCCCUUCGGCCACGACCUCCUCGUCACCAAGGAAGAGUGGGAGAUCCUCAAAGGGCUACGCCAGCGCCUGGAUGGCCGCAUUAUUGAAUGCUACAGGGACGAUCAAGGUCGAUGGAGAUACAAGGCAGAAGACGACGGGACCCCCCGUUGGCGCGACGACAAGAAAGACGCAAACCACAUCAGCACCGUCAACAGCGUUCUAGAGAGCAUAGAAGACCCAGUCACAGAGCAAGACCUUAUUGCAGUCGCAGGUAGGGUCAGAGAAGCUGUGUAUCGGUUACGCGAGGCCGAAAAACAGAAGAUGCACGAGCAGAUUGAGCGGGAUCCGAAGAAGAGGAAGUUCAGUGACGUGAACGGCGGGGCCUGAGACGUCCCGCAUCAAUGGCUGGAAGUGACCAUUAGAUCUAGCUGGUUGGGUUUGGAUGUUUGGAUGAAAACUGGGUUUUCAGAUAUUCGGACCUGGCAUUGGAUUUCUAGGAGUACGGUUUUUGCCAGACAGGCGUAGGAAGGACGACUAUAUGAUACCCCUGCGUAAUUAAUUGUUAUUCUAUAUUAUCUUGGAACGUUUGUUAUGUCUAUCUAAAACU